AUAACAUAACAUUGCACAAUAUAAUAUAAUAUAAUAUAAAAUCUGUCUUUCUCUCUGGUCUCAAUCUCAUUCGAUUUAUGCUUUCUCUCUCACUACCGAUUUCCCCUUUACGAUCGCGCUUCUUCUGAUGACUCUCGGUUCUUCGCGAACUAUGGCCAUCUUUUCCUCCUCAGCUUCCAAUCAGAUACGUUUCCUUCUCAACUCUUUCAACCAACUCAACUUUGACUCCGUUUUCCACCAACUCUCUCAGUUCGCUGAGUUUGGAACGGCUGGAUGCAUUUUGCUGCUUCAAACUUGCUUGGAUCACUUUAAUUAUGUCAGAAGAGAUAGAAAUGAUAUGCAACAUGAGCCAAUUAUUGUGGCAGUCGUUAAGUACCUCUUGGACAAACCAAACUUCAGCACAGUGUUUUCUGAGUCAAUGAAGAAUGUAGAAAUUAAUGAAAGUUUUUUAGAAAACUUUUGUAAUGGAUUACAGUUGUCUUUAUUGGAAAAAAUUGCCAUCAGUCUUGCUUUAUCUGAUUCUGAAAAUCCCGAUGCCAGGCUAUGUGGCAAGAAUUUUUGCAUGGCUCAGAUUGAAGAAUUGUGUGCGAAUCCUGGUUCUUUGAGUUGCCAUGAGCGAAUUCACAGUGUUAUCAUGUUCCUCAAGCAGUCUGAGGGUCUUUCUGAGCACGUAGAUUCCUUCAUGCAGAUAUUAUCGCUGGUGCAGUUCAAGGACACACCGCCUUUUGUUUUGACCCCAUUGCUACCUGAUGAGAUGCAUGGAGCUGAUUUUUUACGGUGGAACAUGGAGUUCAAUGAGUGUGAAGAAAAUGAUUUUGAUGCUAUUUUGGCUGACAUUCAAAAGGAAAUGAACAUGGGAGAUAUUGUGAAGGAACUAGGCUAUGGAUGCACAGUUGAUGUCUCACAGUGCAAAGAAGUAUUGUCACUCUUCUUACCUUUAACUGAUAAUAUGCUCUCUAAACUACUUGGUGCUAUUGCACACACCCAUGCUGGGCUGGAGGAUAACCAGAGCACAUUUUUAACUUUCGGUGCGGCCCUUGGAUACAACAACCUGUCCGAGUUGCCACUGCUGAACUCUUGGAAUAUUGAUGUUUUGAUAGAUACGGUCAAGAAUAUUGCACCACAAACCAAUUGGGUUCGGGUUAUUGAAAAUCUUGAUCAUGAAGGAUUUUACCUUCCCAGCGAAGAAGCAUUUUCUUUUCUCAUGUCUGUUUAUAAACAUGCCUGUAAGGAACCAUUUCCGCUCCACGCCGUAUGUGGGUCUGUCUGGAAGAACACCGAGGGUCAGCUCUCUUUCCUUAAAUAUGCUGUGUCUGCACCACCAGAAGUGUUUACAUUUGCACACUCUGCGAGGAAACUGGCAUAUGUUGAUGCGAUUAAUGGACACAAGCUUCAAAAUGGACAUGCAAAUCAUGCAUGGCUGUGUAUUGACCUUUUGGAUGUCCUCUGCCAGCUAGCUGAGAUGGGUCAUGCCAAUGUUGUUUGGUCAAUUCUUGAUUAUGCCCUUAAACAUUGUCCAGAAAUAUUGCUUCUUGGGAUUGCGCAUGUUAAUACUACUUACAACCUCUUCCAGCGAGAAGUAUCUCUGAUUGUUUUUCCCAUGAUAGUAAAAAGUGAUGUCGGCAGUGGAAUGAUUCUACACCUUUGGCACAUAAAUCCCAAUCUGGUCCUGCGAGGCUUUAUGGAUUCUCAAAACCAUGAUGUAGACAGCAUUAUGAGAAUUGUGGACAUUUGCCAAGAGCUUAAGAUUCUAUCACAAGUGGUGGAAAUUAUUCCCUCUUAUUAUAGUAUAAGGCUAGCAGCUGUUGCUUCAAGAAAAGAAAUUCUUGACCUUGAGAAGUGGUUGAGUAACAACUUAACUACGUACAAAGAGGCCUUCUUUGAGGAGUGCCUGAAGUUCUUGAAGGAAGUCCAAGCUGGCGGAUCACAAAAUCUAUCUGGCCAAUCGUUUCAUCAGUCUGGUGGCGUUCUGAACCUCUUUACUGAGACAACUGCUACGUUCUUGAAGGUUCUCAAAUCUCAUACUGACCUGGUUACCUCUGGACAAGUUUCUGAGGAGCUGGAGAAGUUGCAUAUAUCUAUUAUAGAUUCCAAUCCAAGUCUUCAAAAUAGCGGGACUACUGAUUCAUCUGCUUCUAAUGGAUUUCCGAAAGAUGUUGAAACUGAUGCAAACAAUAUCUUCCAAGAUAUGUUUCAUGAUAAGAUACCUGUCCCUAAUGUGGUGCAAAGGCUAAUCCGAUUCAAGGAAUCUUCUGUGAAGAGGGAGAACUUGAUUUUUGAAUGCAUGAUUGCAAACUUGUUCGAUGAGUAUAAGUUUUAUCCAAGGUAUCCAGAAAUGCAACUCAAAAUUGCUGGAGUUGUCUUCGGUUCUGCGAUCAAGUAUCAUCUUGUGACACAUCUCUCUCUCGGAAUAGCGCUUCGAUAUGUUCUUGAUGCAUUGCGCAAGCCUGCAGAUUCUAAAAUGUUUAUGUUUGGAAGUUUGGCACUAGAGCAAUUUGUGGAUCGUCUUAUUGAGUGGCCCCAGUAUUGCAAUCACAUUUUGCAAAUUUCCCAUUUGCGCAGUACACAUUCCGAAAUAGUUGCUUUCAUCGAACAGGCUCUUGCUAGAAUAUCCUCUGGUCAUACAGAUGUAGAUGGGACAAGCCACACUUCUGUUAUCAGUAACCAUAGUUCUGCACAGACUGCAUUAGCUCAUGCAGAGCUCAGUGGCUCUAGCAUGAUACAACCCGGACAGCAGCAUUUGUCACCGCAGCUUCAACAGAGACGUGAAAAUCCUUUGGAUGAUCGUCACAAGCCCCCUGUUGGUUCAUCUACUGAUACGAGACCACCAUUAGCUUCUCUAGGGCAAUCUCCAGUGAUUACACCAGCUGAUACUUCUAGUCCCAAUAGGAUACCAGGCACAGUCAGUGCCUCGUCAAUGUUAUCUUCUUCUCCUGGUUUUGUCCGUCCGCCUCGUGGAACUACUUCUACCAGGUUUGGAUCUGCCUUGAAUAUUGAGACUUUGGUCGCUGCUGCAGAGAAAAGAGAAACUCCUAUAGAGGCUCCAGGGUCAGAGGUCCAGGACAAAAUAUCAUUCAUAAUUAAUAAUAUCUCGUCUAGUAAUUUUGAAGCCAAAGCAAAAGAGCUCACUGAAAUUCUGAAAGAGCAGUACUAUCCAUGGUUUGCACAGUAUAUGGUUAUGAAAAGAGCUAGCAUUGAGCCAAAUUUCCAUGACAUGUACCUGAAAUUCCUCGAUAAAGUUAAUUCAAAGGCUUUGAACAAAGAGAUUGUCCAGGCAACAUAUGAAAAUUGCAAGGUGCUUUUAGGAUCAGAACUUAUAAAGUCAAGUUCAGAAGAGCGCUCUUUGCUUAAAAAUCUUGGGAGCUGGCUCGGAAAGUUGACAAUUGGACGGAAUCAGGUUUUGAGGGCCCGUGAAAUAGAUCCAAAAUCUUUGAUUAUAGAGGCAUAUGAGAAGGGGCUGAUGAUUGCUGUUAUUCCAUUUACUUCAAAGGUCCUUGAACCAUGCCAAAACAGUCUUGCAUAUCAACCCCCUAAUCCUUGGACCAUGGGCAUUUUAGGAUUGCUUGCUGAGAUUUAUUCAAUGCCAAACUUGAAAAUGAACCUCAAGUUUGACAUAGAGGUUUUAUACAAAAAUCUUGGUGUAGAUAUGAAGGAUGUCACACCGACUUCUCUCCUUAAGGAUCGUAAAAGAGAAAUUGAAGGAAAUCCUGAUUUCUCUAAUAAAGAUGUUGGGGCAUCUCAAUCACAAAUGAUUGAGAAGCCGCCCCCCCUUGUUCCUCCAGUGAAUCAAGUUGAGCUACCGCUUGAAGUCACCAAUCCAUCCAAUACUGGGGCUCAUCCACAUUUGAUGUCUCAGUAUGCUGGCUCACAUCAUAUUUCCACGGGAACAUUGAUGGAUGAUGACAAUAUACCACCCCUGGGUUUGUCUGAUCAACUACCUUCUGCUCAAGGACUGUUGCAAGCAAAUACUACCCCAGCACCAUUCCAGCUCCCAACGCAGAUUCAAAGUAUUGGAACUCAUGUUGUUAUAAAUCCAAAGCUCAAUCAUUUGGGGUUACAGCUUCAUUUUCAACGAGCGGUACCCAUUGCAAUGGACAGAGCCAUCAAAGAUAUAGUGAACAGUAUUGUGAAGCGUAGCGUUUCCAUAGCAACCCAGACAACAAAGGAACUUGUUUUAAAGGAUUAUGCUAUGGAAUCAGAGGAGAAACGUAUUAAAAAUGCGGCACACUUGAUGGUUGCUAGUCUGGCUGGGAGUUUGGCUCAUGUGACAUGCAAAGAACCUUUACGCGCAUCAAUAUCAAGUCAACUGAAGGCUUCACUUCAGAGUUUAAGUAUUGCAAAUGACAUUUUGGAUCACGCUGUGCAGCUUGUGACCAACGAUAAUCUAGAUCUUGGUUGUGCAGUCAUUGAACAUGCAGCUACUGAAAAGGCAAUAAACACCAUCGAUACAGAGAUUAGUCAACAACUUUCAUUGAGAAAGAAGCAUAUGGGUUCUACAUUUUUUGAUACAAACUUGUAUCCACAAGGUUCGAUGGGUGGUGUUCCAGAGCCCCUUCGCCCCAAACCUGGUCAGCUGUCACUGUCACAGCAGCGUGUCUAUGAGGACUUUGUUCGGCUUCCUUGGCAAAACCAGUCUAGCCAGAGCUCACAUUCAACUGCUGUUCAAUCUGCUAAUAGUGGUCUCACGGGCACCAGUGCUCCUGCAUCGGGACAGAUAAACCCUAGUUACUCUCUAAACACAGGAUAUGAGGGGGUCUCUCGACCGAUAGAUGAUAUGCCAGAAUCAAAUUUUACUCCACAUUAUAGUGCUUCGUCAAUUCACAUUAGAUCAGCUGGAAAUGCUUCUCAGCAUAGUAGGGAGAACGACUCUGUUGCCUCAUUUCCUUCAACAGCUUCCACCCCUGAGUUGCACACGGUGGAUUCUUCAGAUGCUGUGAAAGAACCUGGAGCUUCUUCACAGCCACUGGUUUCAUCAGGUGCCGUGGAUCGCAUUGGAAGUAGUUUCUUGGAACCAUCUCUCACUACAAGGGAUGCUCUGGAUAAAUACCAAAUUGUUGCACAGAAGUUGGAAGCUUUGGUUAACAAUGAUUCAAGAGAAGCAGAAAUACAGGGAGUCAUUUCUGAGGUACCUGAGAUCAUACUCAAAUGUGUUAGUCGAGAUGAGGCAGCUUUAGCUGUGGCUCAAAAGGUUUUCAAGGGUUUAUAUGACAAUGCUUCAAACAACGUUCAUGUCGGUGCUUAUCUUGCAAUCCUGACUGCCAUCCGUGAUGUUUGCAAGCUUGCUGUCAAGGAGCUUACUAGUUGGGUAAUUUACUCGGACGAAGAAAGGAAAUAUAAUAAAGAUAUUACUGUUGGUCUUAUCCGCAGUGAACUGCUAAAUCUAACUGAGUACAAUGUUCAUAUGGCAAAACUUAUUGACGGGGGAAGAAAUAAGGCUGCUACAGAGUUUUCAAUCUCUCUUCUUCAAACCCUGGUCAUCGAGGAACCAAAAGUUAUUUCAGAACUUCACAAUCUUAUUGAUGCUUUGGCAAAGCUUGCUAUAAAGCCUGGAUACCCUGAAUCGUUACAACAACUUAUUGAGAUGAUCAAGAAUCCUGCUGCUCUAUCUGCUAGUAAUGCUGGAAAGGAGGAUAAGGCGAAACAGUUAAGAGAUAAUAAGGCUCCUGGUCUGCUAGUUGUAAACAGGGUAGAGUCUGCUGAACCUGAUCCUGCUGGAUUCCGUGACCAGGUUGCCAUGUUGUUUGGUGAAUGGUAUAGGAUAUGUGAUCUUCCCGGUGCCAAUGAUACAGCUACUACCCACUUCAUCGUACAGUUGCACCAGAGUGGGCUGCUUAAGGGGGAUGAUAUGACAGAUCGCUUUUUUAGUCUGUUGAUGGAAAUUGCGGUUUCGCAUUGCUUAUCCACUGAGGGGAUAAAUUCAGGGGCACUGCAAUCCCCUCAACAGAUGCCGACAAUGUCAUUUCUUGCAAUUGAUACUUAUGCAAAACUUGUCUUUUCAAUCUUGAAGGGAUCAAGCAAAGUUCUUCUCCCCAAGAUUCUGGCAGUUGCUGUCAGGUUCAUUGUAAAGGAUGCAGAGGAGAAGAAGGUCUCUUUUAAUCCAAGACCAUUUUUUAGAUUGUUCAUCAAUUGGCUUUUGGAUCUUGGCUCACUUGAACCUGUUACUGAUGGGGCAAAUCUCCAGAUUUUGACUGCUUUUGCCAAUACAUUUCAUGCUCUACAGCCACUCAAAGUUCCUGGAUUCAGUUUUGCAUGGCUGGAGUUGGUUAGUCAUAGGAGCUUUAUGCCUAAAAUGCUGACUGGUAAUGGUCAAAAAGGUUGGCAGCAUAUCCAAAAGUUGCUUGUAGAUCUGUUCCAAUUUAUGGAGCCUUUUUUGAGGCAUGCCGAACUAGGAGACCCGGUCCGUGUUCUCUAUAAAGGCACACUUAGGGUGCUUUUGGUGCUACUUCAUGAUUUCCCAGAGUUCCUAUGUGACUAUCACUUUACCUUCUGUGAUGUCAUCCCUCCAAGUUGCAUUCAGAUGCGAAAUAUCAUCCUAAGUGCAUUUCCACGUAGUAUGAGACUGCCAGAUCCUUCAACUCCAAAUUUAAAGAUUGAUUUGCUUCAAGAAAUAACUCAAUCCCCUCGCAUUCUUUCUGAGGUUGAUGCAGCACUGAAAGCAAAGCAGAUGAAGGCUGACAUAGACGAAUACCUUAAGACGGAACAGGGUACUCCAUUUUUGUCUGAAUUAAAAGAAAAGCUACUCCUCUCACCCAAUGAAGUUGCCUCUGCCGGCACUCAUUACAAUGUGCCAUUGAUCAACUCCCUUGUACUGUAUGUUGGAAUGCAGGCAAUUCUGGAUAUCGAGGUACGAAAUCAACAUGCACAAUCAGUAACAAAUGCACUCAAUCUAUAUUCUGCUACAAAUUCUUCUACAAAUGCUUCUUUGGAGAUUUUCAAGGCACUAAUCGUUGACUUGGACACUGAAGGACGCUACCUUUUCCUAAAUGCUGUUGCUAACCAACUACGUUAUCCCAAUACUCACACACAUUACUUUUCCUUCGUCAUCCUUUAUUUGUUUGCGGAAUUAAACCAGGAAAUUAUCCAAGAACAAAUUACACGAGUCUUGCUAGAACGCCUUAUUGUAAACCGACCACAUCCCUGGGGCCUUCUCAUUACUUUCAUCGAGUUGAUCAAGAAUCUAAGGUAUAAUUUCUGGAACCGGUCUUUCAUAAGAUGCGCACCAGAGAUUGAAAAACUUUUUGAAUCAGUCUCAAGAUCUUGUGGAGGUCCAAAACCAGUUGAUGAGAGUAUGGUCUCGGGUUGGGUUUGAUUGUCCUCAAAGUCUUUCAGUCUUGUUAUUUUUGUUUAGGCUAGCUAUCUCAUAACUAACCAUUUUAGACGGGGAUUUUUACGAACUUUGUCAAAGAUCCAAUAUACACUAUAUAUUACACAUUGUAAAUGAUAUAUUUUCUGCGAAGUUCUCUAUUUUAUGAACUUGUAACUAUUUGCAAGCUUCUCCAGACCAUAAAUGCCCUCUUAUUAAUACUUGAACUAAGGGUUAAGGUUGUAAUUUUUCUUACAUCAACACAUCAUGGAGUUAUCAUAUUUCAUUGUAGCAUGGAGAGAUUCAGUGCUACAAUACGCUACAAUA
Messenger RNA from Trifolium pratense (red clover), 7630 nucleotides. Its product is annotated as CCR4-NOT transcription complex subunit 1. The coding region runs from base 128 to 7309 and encodes 2393 amino acids. Gene Ontology annotation, biological process: nuclear-transcribed mRNA catabolic process, deadenylation-dependent decay. The transcript is spliced from 51 exons. Lineage: Eukaryota; Viridiplantae; Streptophyta; Magnoliopsida; Fabales; Fabaceae. Gene Ontology annotation, molecular function: molecular adaptor activity. Gene Ontology annotation, cellular component: P-body; CCR4-NOT core complex. The record is from RefSeq and is a predicted model, not a curated record.